Messenger RNA from Fragaria vesca subsp. vesca, 688 nucleotides. Its product is annotated as 50S ribosomal protein L23-like. Bases 26 to 538 code for a protein of 170 amino acids. Gene Ontology annotation, biological process: mitochondrial translation. The record is from RefSeq and is a predicted model, not a curated record. Gene Ontology annotation, molecular function: structural constituent of ribosome. The transcript is spliced from 2 exons. Gene Ontology annotation, cellular component: ribosome; mitochondrial large ribosomal subunit. NCBI's taxonomy places the organism in Eukaryota, Viridiplantae, Streptophyta, Magnoliopsida, Rosales, Rosaceae.
AAUCACAGAGAAGAGUGAAGCAGCCAUGGGAAGCCGACUGGGGAGCAGAGUAGUCCACUUCCCGAACCUCCCAAUCAAACUCCUGAUGCCAACCACCUUCACCAACAUCACCGAAUUCGCACUCAAAACUAUCCCCUCCGCCUCCAAGAUCGAAAUCAAGCGCGUCCUCGAGUCCCUCUACGGCUUCGACAUCGAGAAAGUCCGAACCCUAAAUAUGGACGGCAAGAAUAAGAAGCGCGGCGGCCUCUUGAUCGCCAAGCCCGCCUACAAGAAGGCCUACGUCACGCUCAGGUCACCGCUCUCGCUGAACCCGGAGCUGUACCCGAUCGGAGCCGUGGAGGAGGAGAGGAAGGCGACGGCGGCGGGGAAGAAGGGGAGCAAGUCGAGCGUGGUGGAGGAGGGAGAGGGGAAGAAGCAUUGGCUGGAUGGGGAGGAGAAGGAGAAGGUGAGAAGGAAGAGGUUUGAUGGCUCUCCGGUUUUCGGCGACGGCAAGGAGAAGUUUCCCUGGAGCAAUAUGAGGUUCCGAUGGUACCCUUGAAGGGCUAAAUCUCACUCCGGCAUAUAUAAUCCGGGGUCCCCUAUCCUCUUAAGCUGGAAAUCUUAGAUUGUUGGGUUAAAAUAAUUUAGGACAUCGAUGACCUUCGUCUGAAGCUGAAUCUGCCCCCAAUUGAGUUGGGUCUUUGUUGGC